AUGGGUUGCUGUCUCAGCUCCAACAACAACAAAAGAGGGUCAAGUAGCCCAGAACCACUAAGUCACCGCCAUUCUCCACCGCAACCCCGCAAACCCCAUGUCUCCACCGCAAGUGCCUCACCGCCACCUGAAGAAGAGACAGUCAAAGAAGUCCUUUCUGAAACCCCCAUUAUCCUCGAACCACAAAUGACAACAACACAAAACCAAGAACCAAAAACCCUGAUGCAAAGAAACAGCAAGAAACACCAAGAAGACCAAGAAAUCUCUCAAGCAUCAGAGACAUGCAGCACUAUCACUGCCACUCUAACACCAACAACCAGCACCACCAGCACCACUGCCACCACCACUACCACUACAAUAACAGAGAUAAGAGAAGAUGAGGUGACAAGCAUGAAAAGGGUCAACAGAUCUGUGGCCAAAGUACAUCGAAAGCGUCCGUACACUGGAGACAGAGAAAGGGUGUUAAAGUAUCCGGCGAAGACGACCGGUCAGGUGAUUAGGACCGCAGCUGGGCAGCGUAAUGCGGGGUCUAGAGGGGUCAGGAAUGAUUUUGGUAGGUCAACGGCGACUAGGACGGCAGGUGGAGCUGGGAGUGGUCGUGCGGGAGCGAGUCCUGGAAAAGCCGGUGACAGGUCAGUGGAGAGGAAGAAUAAGGAGGAUUCGGAAAACGGCUCCGUGUUUAGGCAGCAGGAGGGGAACGAGUCUCUGGAGAACCCUCUGGUUUCCCUGGAAUGCUUUAUCUUUCUCUAG
This is a messenger RNA of Populus euphratica (Euphrates poplar), 750 nucleotides long. RefSeq lists its product as uncharacterized. Bases 1 to 750 code for a protein of 249 amino acids. NCBI's taxonomy places the organism in Eukaryota, Viridiplantae, Streptophyta, Magnoliopsida, Malpighiales, Salicaceae. The record is from RefSeq and is a predicted model, not a curated record. The transcript has a single exon.